CGAAGGACUGUAACCAGAGGUGAAAGGAAGUAGCAUUUGACAGCCUUUUGGCAUGUAAGCGUUGGGAUUUGAAGGCAUUUUUUGUCUGUGAAAAAUGCUCCUCGAAGAUAAAAUUAUGGAAACGUUUUUGUAGCCUUUCCAAGAGUAGAGCAAUCAAGAAGAUUAUUACUGAAGGCGACGAAGCGCUCCACAAACGUCGUAAAACGUGCAAAAGCAAGAGCUUUGCAAACUUUUUCAUACCGUAAUGCUAAAUAUAGCGCCAGUAAACGUACAUAGUGUACAGUCUGUGCAUGUAGAAGGUUUGACUUUUUAACAUAAUCCCCAGUGAGGUAUUUAGCAAUUAAUUUCGAGAUUAACGUUUCGUCUCGUAUGUGAGUGGUUGGUCAAGUGAAAUUAUGACUGACGAUCCACAGAGAAACUUUCGCUCAGUUUAUUAUGAGAAAGUUGGCUUUAGAGGGGUGGAGGAGAAAAAGUCCCUUGAAAUUCUGCUUAAGGAUAACCCUCUGGAUCUGGAAAAGCUGAGUACCUUCAGUCAACGAUUUCCCCUCCCAUCUAUGUAUAGGGUUCAUGUGUGGAAAGUUUUGCUAGGUGUCCUGCCACCCCACAGUGACUCUCAUAACCUGGUUGGAAGCUACAGAAAAGAUCAGUACCAAGAUAUCAUGGAGGCUCUGGAGGUGAUGAGAUUCAUCAACUCCUCCACACCCUCUGCACAUGUGUACCUGCGUAUGUUUCAGCUGGAGAGCCAGGUUCUCCCACGCUGCUCUGAAAUUUCUCCACUGGAUGAAGAGAACGAGGACUUCCUGUCAAUCAGUCAAGCAAUGGAGGAGAUAGUAGAGGAUCCCGUUGACUGUUACUGGCUCAUUAAAUGUUUCAUCAGUCAGUUCCAGACCAAGUUUGGAGAUUCAAUUCCACAUCUUCCAAAGAGCCUCGAGCACUACUUGAGUCAGGAGGAGCCUGGGCUGCUGAGCCAUUUGAAGAACAGUGGUGCAUUGGCACAACUUCCAUACAGCCUCUGGUUUAGGCGCUGCUUUGCUGGCUGCCUGCCUGAGUCGAGCUUGCAAAGAGUGUGGGACAAGGUGAUCAGUGGCUCCUGUAAGAUCCUCGUGUUUGUUGCCCUGGAGAUCCUGCUCAGCUACAAGAUUAUGUUGUUGGGUGUCAGCCGACCAGAGUGUGUAGUCAAGUUUCUUUGCAAUAUACCACAGGAGAACACAGAUGUCAUCGUGACUAAAGCUAUUGAUCUAUGGCACAAAUAUUGUGGUACACCUAUACAUGCCAUGUAAACUGUGAAGGAAAUCAGGUUUAUCCAGAGAAACUUCUAACUGGACUGUAAAUCACUCAUCGGUGUCUUGUUGCUAAUAAAAUGAGGAAUAUCUUGAAAGGACAUGACACUGCAAGCAGCUAAAUGAGUUGGUGAGAAUAUUAGCGUUUGAGAAAAUAACCUGCCAAAAUCACAUUACUUGUUGAAAAAAAUGUCAUACAUCAUAGAAGACAAUAAUUAAUACAUGCAAUUGCUCUGCUUUACAUAUAAACACAAUCACUUUCUUUAUUUACAAGUCUUAAAAUGCUGCACUUACAAAAGAUUAGCUUGCAUAUGCACGCACACACACACACAGACGCACACGCAAAGAUCACAAAUGCUCUUACAUACAAACAUAGAGAAGUCCUUCAAGUGAUAAAAAAUUCUGAAUUCACUGGAAUUGAUAUAUACUUGACACAAAUACAAUUGCAACAUUUCUGUUGUCCCACAAAUUGAAGGAGAGGAAAUUGUGGAAGAUUUUGUACUUGCAAACCAAAGGCUUAUUUCUGUCAAACUUGAUUCACAUGAUAAAAUGUCUGUCCUUGUUAAAGUCUGUAUAGGGAGACCUUUGCCUUCACUAAAAUAGGGGAUAUGGGACAUGGCAUAUUGCAUGGGUUUGCUUGACUGCUAAUAACAAAAGACAACUCUGGUCUUUUUAUUGUUUUUACAUGAAGUUCUCUUUAAUACAUGUAUAAAUGAAUCAAACAGCUUUAGCAUAAGCUUUUGGUUUGCAUAUACUGUAGUGAGAUAAAACCAAGUGUUGCAGUAAUAUUUUCAGUGUAAAAUCAUUGUUAUUCAUAUUGAAGUUCUUUUCUCUGUGUAUACAAAUGCUGUAUCAAAUAAAAUAUGUGUAAAUAAGGUGGUCUAAUGCCUGUUAACACAGCUGUAGGCACAGUGAAUCAAAAGGUAACUCAACUGUCAACAUGAGGCAUUGUGGGAUGCUCCAAUCAUGUUGCUUUGGUUAAAUGUAGGGAACAAGAGUCCGGAAGGUCCAGAAGCUUCUGAAUGCAUCCCAUAAACCACGGGGGCUCAAUGCGUCGAUCGUGGAACGGCGUGCCCCCCCCCCCAAAAAAAAAAAAAACGUCAGCCAAUGUUCCCUCUAAACUUCGCGCUUCCACAAUUGUGUACUGCUGAUGCAGUCUCUUCGCAGAUAUUCUGCAUUGCACCCAAAAAAAAAAUCCAAUGCAAAUUGAAAGUAUAACAUAAAGCUAUUCAGUUUGUGGCAUUUUGCAAUGUGAUUCAAUGAGUGAAGGAUGACUGGUUGUUACUGAAGUAGGUCUAAUGCUCAUAUUUAGUCAUGACUGCAUAAUUUCCUCUGCUCUGUAGCCAGAUGUGUCCUUGAGUGAUAUCUGCACCCCUGCACAUAGGCUAACCUUGCUGAACUGCAUACUAGACACUUUGUAAUAAUCCAUUGCCAGCUAUAAUCAGUUGAGACAGAAACCCUUUGUCUAAGUGGAAAGCCCCAAUGUCAUGCCACAGGUUUGAUACCACCCAUGGUCCGCCCUUCUGACAAAAUAAAGGAUGUGUGCUUUCUCUGUACCUUGGCACUUGUGUUCUGUUCACUUCAGCCAUUGUCUGUAACUCAUAAGUGCCCGGAAUAUUCUGUAAAUAAUAAAACUUCAAAGAAACU
Messenger RNA from Syngnathoides biaculeatus (alligator pipefish), 2927 nucleotides. RefSeq names its product TBC1 domain family, member 7 (gene tbc1d7). Gene Ontology annotation, molecular function: GTPase activator activity. The transcript has 7 exons. Gene Ontology annotation, biological process: activation of GTPase activity; negative regulation of TOR signaling. The coding region runs from base 396 to 1280 and encodes 294 amino acids. NCBI's taxonomy places the organism in Eukaryota, Metazoa, Chordata, Actinopteri, Syngnathiformes, Syngnathidae. The record is from RefSeq and is a predicted model, not a curated record.